Molecule: messenger RNA, 5342 nt
Organism: Coregonus sp. 'balchen'
Lineage: Eukaryota; Metazoa; Chordata; Actinopteri; Salmoniformes; Salmonidae
Source: the annotation of a GenBank genome assembly
AUGUAUAGAUUGUCUGCUGUCAAAGUCUGAGAACAUUUUACUCAGGAGGUGAGAAACACAGGAAACACCUGUGUUCAAAGUAGAGCUCAAAGUCACGUACACACACAACUAUCACCACAAUAUUUGUAGUGUUGGCCUUUUCCAUCACAUUCAGUCAGCAACCCACCUUUGUCAGUAACCGAGGCACCACACACAGACACCUGAGUCUGGACAUAACUGCCACUUGCACGGCAGUCCACAGGGUAUGUUUGUGACAUCUUAAACAAAAGGAAACAUCAGCUGUUGUGAAGCUGACCUUAGUAUUCUGUUCCAGGUUCUUUGCCCUGACCUCGCUGCGCCUGCUCUUCCUGCUGUCUUCAGGCCUGGUUGUAUUCAUCUGCGUUGACAGCUGGAGGAACAAGAUCUGGCCUGAGAUCAGAGGUGAGGAGGGUAUAGUACAUUAUUUCUGGAACGUCUGCCUUAUUCUGCACCCAAUGCCUCAUGCCCCACUGUGUCUUGGUCUGUCCCCGCUGAGUACCUCUGCUCUACUGUGUUAAUUAUACCUGACUUGGUUCUUAGAUCCUGUCCCUUAUUCCCCAGUGUCAUACUACCCUUGGUGUGAAUACCCUACUGCUUUACAUUUGAGGGUUGAGACACAUCUGUAAGCGUUUCACAGCCUGGCCCUGGUCUGUACUAUUCAUUAGACCCUGUAAGACCCUGUAUAAUUAAUCAUAUCCUUUGUUAUGCCUGUCCUCAUUUAAACUCAUGUGGUAUAGAGUGUCUAAGUGUAGUGAUAAUGUGGGUGUUAAAUGCAUUUUCUGUUCUCUUCCCACAGUUAAAAAAGCCUGAUGAGUCUGAAAAUGAAAGGUAGGCCUAUGUCUUAAAAAUACAUCAUUUGUAUCCUAUCGUCACAUUCUGGUUGGGCAGUGGUCACAGAGAGAUGAUGUCACUGAUGUUGUUGUAAUCCUAUCUUGCAGCUGGGGCCUGGUGCAGCCAGGGGUGCUCAGUGUUCCAGAGCUGUGUCACCACAUUGCUGAGGUCUGGGUCUCUGGGCUGGCCUUUACAUCCAGCCUUGUGCAGUUCAAACGCCACAACCCUGGCAAGGUGAGGCCAUGGCACUCUCCUUGUACUAGUAUGAAGGGUCUCCUAUAUAAUCCCUAAACCCUAAUACAAUAUCUUGUCUACUCUCAGCCUACUGUGAACAUACAGCUAAUCAUUAACUUGACCAGUUGAACUAAAAUAAUUGCUUGCAGUUGAACCUGCUGAAGGUGACUACCUUUGUCUGUGUUUGUUGUCUCUAGUUCUGCCUCCUGACCUGUGCCCUCUUGACCUGUCUGGCCAUGGUUGGACGGUACAUUCCUGGACUGGUGCUCUCUUACUCUGCAGGUGAGUACAGUGAGAAACAACCCACCCACCACCAAUCCCACCCUCCUGUUUCCCAAGCUGGCUUCCCCUGUUAAAAAUGCAUGGCUGGUGAAACCAGAUCUGUGGUCCCCUGGCACCAGGGUUCUGUCUGUGAGGUGAUUAACGCCUGGCUGGGCUGAGGCAGGGAGGGAAUUGGGGAGGCAGGGAUAGAGGGACUCAGGGGGAGGCAGGGAGAGAGAGGGAGGGAGAGCGAUACAGGAAGGAGGUCAGGCUCAGACAUGCUAAUCCCCUCACCUUUAACCAAUGUAGAGCGACCAAUCUACCGGAGAGCCAGGAAGAGGGAGGCCCUGCCAGGGCCCUCUGACGUACCUAACAAUCUUGUGGCUGCUAGUGCUCCCCCUCUUUGUUUUGUUCUCUGUUUAAUGGCGAGAUUAGUUGGGCUCAAGCCCAUGGGUGUGUGGGCUGAGGAGAGUAGCUGGGGGGUUUAGGUGAGCCAGAGCCUAAUAGUACAGAUUAAUGCAUUUUGUUUCUGCAGCCAUGGUUAUUUUCUCUGUCUUUUGUUUAUGCCCAGUGAUGUUUCCACUAACAUUAAGCCAUUCUCUCUUGUCCCAGUGCUGGCUGUUCUGCUGUGCCCCCUGGCAGCGUACCACCGAGUGUGGCAGCGUGUGUGCGUGAAGCUGGAGCCGGCCCUGCAGUGGCUGGACUUCAGCGUUCGCGGGUACAUGAUGUCAAAGCCCAUCGACAACCAGUGUGAGUACAGAGUGGUUGCCUGUUUGUUUGUGUUUGUCUGAUAGUUGUAUUGGCAUAGCUACAGUUUGCAAACCUAAACCAGUGUAUCUCCUUCUAACUUGACUGGAUCAACGGAGUAGCUCAGUCAUUGUAACCUGUGGUCUGUGUUUGCUCUGUAGUCCUCCGCAAGCCAAUUCGGGGUGCAGCCUCCGGUGAUGCCAGUGACAGUGAGGAGGAGCUUGCUGCAUUCUGCCCGACGGUAAUUCACCAGAUGUAUUUCACAGGCCGUCCAAAAGCAUAGUCAGGUUGUCAUCUAUCUGACUGUCAUGGUUAUUUAAAUGGGCCUACUUGUUGGUUAUUACUCAGUUAGAUGGCCAGGAGUGGCGCAUGUAGCUCAAGCCUGCAGCUGGUCUCAGAUUGAAAAAUAACCUGACCCCUUUAAAGAUAGAAAUAGCAGGCCCAUCCCAGUCAUAUCAGGUCAUGGGCUCCCGAGUGGCGCAGCGAUCUAAGGCACUGUAUCACAAUCCGGCUGUGAUUGGGAGUCCCAUAGGGCGGCACACAAUUGGCCCAGCGUCGUCCGUGUUUUGCCAGGGUAGGCCGUCAAUAAGAAUGUGUUCUUAACUGACUUGCCUAGUUAAAUAAAGGUGAAGUAAAAAAAUAUAUACAAAUAAAAACAUGUCAUCCUUGACUAUGUAUAAAUUCAAGAGGAAACAUACUAUAUUAUAAAUUACUAACAAGGUUCAAUGUCUUUGCUCUCUUUCAGUUUGACGAUGCUAUAGUGGCCAAAGAACUUGCGAUGACAGACUCUGAGCACUCUGACGCUGAGGUCUCAUACACAGACAAUGGGACCUUUAAUCUGUCCCGUGGCCAGACUCCUCUCACAGAGGGCUCAGAAGGUACAGUCCGCACCUCCAGGCACACAUGCUCUGGAGUCACGAGAAUUAGAGGCAGAUGUAAUGUAGCUAAUAGGGAUGUGCAUCUUUCCCUUUCAAGACGAUUCGAUAUGUAUCUAGAUACAUGGGCUCCGAUACGAUACAGGAACGAUACGUUUUAGUUUGACACUUUGUUUUUGAUUUAGAGAUGCAAACACAUUCAUUUUCCAUUCUAAAUUCAAAUCUGCUGCUGAUGGAGAUCAUGAGCUGGGCCUCUCUGGGCUGGAUCUAUCUGAGCUGAUGUGUGUGUGUGUGUAAAUGAUGUAUACUAUGUAGGCACCUGAUCUAAACCAUAAGGGAGACUAGGCAUCUACCACCCCACUAUCAGAUUAGGGGGGGGCAAUAUAGCCUAUUUUUUAUCCCCCAACUUUGAUUCUGAAAUCAUAAUCACCCAAUAAUUAACUUGUAAUUUUUGCAGAUUAAGUGUUUGAGCUAGUAAUGUGUCAAUAUGUAUUGUUUACAAAUUGGGUAUGACAUAGCCAAUGAACACAACUUUGGAUUUCACCCCAUCUCAAAAUCGAAUGGUUUUGACCGUAUGGAAGUUUAGUGAGCUUUAUUCCGGUGAAACACAAUUUUCGACAGUGCAUAGAUAACAAUAACCUAGCAAAUUACAUAGGCUUUAUUAGUUGAGUGACAACCUAAUAUCGCUCAAGCCAUUUGAGCAUUUGAAUGCUGAAGGUGCUGCGUAGAUGUGCAAGAUCAGGAACAGAACGCCUACCUUGCGUUGGUCAGCAUGCGAAGCUGGGCACAGUGCGUGAAGCUGGGCACAGUGCGUGAAGCUGGGCACAGUGCGCGGUUUGACUAGGCUACUAAUAUUCUCUAGGGUUGUUCGGCAUGCAAAAUGACUUGUAGAUCAAUGACUGUCAACACAGUUACAUGCUUAGUUCGACACUGAAGGAGAGGACACAUCAGUUGUCUCAAAAGAUCAGAGGUAUUUUCAGAAGGUAGAAAAAGUAUUUUUUGUACUUUCUACUACUUUUUCUCCCCAAUUUCGUGAUAUCCAAUUGGUAGUUACAGUCUUGUCCCAUCGCUGCAACUCCCGUACGGACUCGGGAGAGGCGAAGGUCGAGAGCCAUGCGUCCUCCGAAACACGACCCUGCCAAGCCACACUGCUUCUUGACACACUGCUCGCUUAACCCGAAAGCCAGCCGCACCAAUGUGUCGGAGGAAACACCGUACAACUGGCAACCGUAUCAGCGUGCAUGCACCCGGCCCGCCACAGGAGUCGCUAGACCGCGAUGGGACAAGAACAUCCCUGCCGGCCAAACCCUCCCCUACCCUGGACGACGCUGGGCCAAUUGUGCGUCGCCUCAGUGGUCUCCCGGUCGCGGCCAGCUGCAACACAGCACGGGAUCAAACCCGGAUCUGUAGUGACGCCUCAAGUGCCUUAGACCGCUGCACCACUCGGGAGGCCCAGAGAGAAAGUAAUAUGAGCAACGACAAAAAAUGUGAAUCAGCGACUCGUAACGUUUGAAUACAUUUUCUGACCGAUGCAUGCUACAUUUGGAUCGGUUUUGGGUCCACGGACCGAUGCAGUUGUAUGUUAAACAUUUGAAUCAGGGACCGAUGCGUAUCUGUGAAUCGUUACAUCCCCAGUAGCUAACAUUAGAGCCUACAUGAUAGGAUGACAUGUCAUAAGGCACUGUACUGUUUUCUGUAUUGUGGCAUGACUGCCUACUCUGGUAAGACAUGUUGUGCAGGGUGAUGGUCUGUGUUUUUAAAUUACAAAUGACAUUCCAACAUCUUGAACCCCUUCCUCUCUGUUCAUCCUCAGAUUUUGAUAGACACAGUGACAAUGAGGAGUCGUUUGCCCAAGACCUCAAUGACUUCCCGUCCAUCAACCCAGACGCCACCCUGAUGGACGACGACGAUGACUCGUGCAUCGGGCUGCCCAGCCUGGGACCUCGUUCUGGGCGGACUGGCCCCCGAUCCACAGCCGAGCUGCUGGAUGUGGAAUCCCACCUGGACUCUGACCAGGACGACCUGGACGAGGAGCUCUCCUUUGGCGGCCUCCCCCCCGCUUCCGACUUCCUCGGAGGUGACCUGGCUGGAAUCAUCGCCAGCAACAUGAUUCAGGCGGCACUGGCUGGGGCCAUGCAGCCCCGUCCCCCUGCCACCCGCAGGGAGAGGCCCAUCCGAGCAGGGGCCAACAGGGGCUACCGCAAGCAGUCUAGCUCGGAGCUGGACACAGACUUGGACGGAGAGGACUUUGAGAUGCUGGAUCAGUCGGAGCUGAACCAGAUGGAUUCCUUUGGGGGUGCAGGAGGACAGGGAGGAGGGCAGGGUGGGGGACAGGGGUCCAGCUUCCUCUCCAACCUGCUGGGGAAACCACAGUGA